Notechis scutatus (mainland tiger snake) is the source of this 915-nucleotide messenger RNA. RefSeq names its product vomeronasal type-2 receptor 26-like. Lineage: Eukaryota; Metazoa; Chordata; Lepidosauria; Squamata; Elapidae. Gene Ontology annotation, cellular component: plasma membrane. The record is from RefSeq and is a predicted model, not a curated record. Gene Ontology annotation, biological process: G protein-coupled receptor signaling pathway. Gene Ontology annotation, molecular function: G protein-coupled receptor activity.
AUGAUAUCCAGACAAAUAGACACGGAGAAUUGUGAGAGUUGUCCAGAGGAUCAGUUUCCAAACCAAGCUCACAAUGAGUGCAUUCCAAAGACCCUGAAUUUCCUCUCCUUUGAAGAGCCACUGGGCAUUACUCUGGUGGCUCUGUCUCUUCUCUUUUCCUUAUCCACAGUUCUUGUGCUUGCAAUCUUCAUUAAGCAACGGGACACUCCCAUUGUCAAAGCCAACAACCGCAACCUCACCUACCUUCUACUUGUCUCCCUCUUUCUCUGUUUCUUCUGCUCACUUCUGUUCAUUGGAAAGUGCAAUAAGGCGACCUGCCUCCUCCGACAAACAACAUUUAGCAUCAUCUUUUCUAUUGCAAUCUCUUCUAUAUUGGCCAAAACCAUCACGGUUGUUGUAGCAUUCCUAGCCUCAAAGCCAGGAAGCCUAUUCCACAAAUGGGUGGGGCAAAAGUUGGCCUAUUCUAUUAUCUGGUUCUGCUCCUUCAUUCAAGUAGUUAUUUGCAUUGUUUGGCUGAGUACUUCUCCUCCAUUUCCGGAUUUGGACACAGAGACACUCCAUGGAGAAAUCAUAGUAGAAUGUCAUGAAGGUUCCCUCACCAUGUUUUACUCUGUCUUGGGCUACAUGGGCUUCUUGGCCCUUCUCAGUUUCAUUGUGGCUUUCCUAGCCAGGAAGUUGCCAGACACUUUCAAUGAAGCCAAGUUCAUCACUUUCAGCAUGUUGGUUUUCUGCAGUGUUUGGCUGACCUUUGUCCCCACCUACUUGAGCACCAAAGGGAAGUACAUGGUGGCCGUGGAGAUCUUCUCUAUCUUGUCUUCUGGUGGUGGCUUACUGGGAUGCAUCUUCAUCCCCAAAAUCUAUAUAAUUAUAUGGAGGCCUGAGCUCAACACUAGAGAGCAUUUAGUACAUAAAUAA